AGUAUCGAGUCUCCAGUCAAGUAUGUGGCUUAUCGAUAUGGUGUGUUUCCUUGAUCUGGCGGGGUAGCUUCAACUUCGCCAAAUCUUUCCACACGUAUGAAUGCACCUUCACAACACAACAACUCCGUACCCAGUGCACACCAAAAGGCCAACGAAAGAAUAAACCUUUUAUAAAUCGGUGUAAUUCUGUCGCUACCACCUUUUCGCCACCCACAUCUCGAUCCCGGGCCACCAUGGCGCUCCCCGCCGCCUCACAAACGGCAUCACCCUCAACCACCACCACCCAACCCUCCCACAUCCUGCCCGCGCCCUUCACAAACUCACAACUCGAGCUCCUGACGCAAGGCGCCGAAGCCCUCGUCUACCGCACCCACUUCCUCACGCCCAACACGCCCGUAGUCCUCAAGUACCGCCCGCCCAAGCCCUACCGCCACCCCAUCCUCGACAAGCGCCUCACCAAGCUCCGCAUCCUCGCCGAGGCCCGCGUGCUCGUGCGCGUGCGCAAGGAAGGCGUGCCCGUCCCCGCCGUGCUGGGGGGCGACUGGGACAAUGGGUGGCUUAUGAUGGAGUUCGUGGAGGGCAAGACGGUGAGGAGGGUUCUGGACGAGUGGGUUGAGCGCGGUGCGUUCAAGGAGGAGAGGAGCGCCAGCAUUCCCGAGGAGGGGGAGGGGGACAAUGACGCAGGGAAGCAAAACCAAGGAGGAGGAGGAGGUGAUGGGGAGAUCCUGGACCUGAUGCGCAGGAUAGGCAGGGCGGUAGCCAAGUUGCACGAUCUAGCCGUCUGUCAUGGGGAUUUGACAACCAGUAAUCUCAUGUUGAGGGCGCCGCCGCCGCCCAAGGAGGAGGCGAGUCCCGAGGGUUCGUCACAGAAGCCGUUGGCGGGCAGACAGACCGUGUCGACUAUGCGGGAGGCCGCUAUGUCGGGUGAGGAGCCACCGGUAGCGGCGCCGUCGAAGGUUGAACCUGCGCGGGAUUCCUCGUUGGCGGGAGAUAUUGUGCUGAUUGAUUUUGGUCUUGCGGCGCAGGCGACCAAGCAGUCACAGGAUGAGGACAGGGCUGUGGACUUGUAUGUGCUGGAGAGGGCGUUUGCGGCAACUCACCCCAGUGCGGAGUAUCUGUUCCAAGAGGUGUUGAAGGCGUACGGGGAGAGCUUUAGCGACGCGAAGAGAGUGCUCAAGAGGUUGGCGGAUGUGAGACUGAGGGGGAGGAAGAGGAGUAUGAUUGGGUAGAUUUAUGCUUUUGCGUGAGAAAUACAAAUUACAACUUAGAUGAAUUCUACGAUCGUUGCAUCUAGAUAGCGCAGCAUUCGCUACAGUUAAGUCGAAGCUGUGAAUAUCGAG
This is a messenger RNA of Aaosphaeria arxii CBS 175.79, 1340 nucleotides long. Its product is annotated as kinase-like protein. Gene Ontology annotation, molecular function: ATP binding; protein serine/threonine kinase activity. Gene Ontology annotation, biological process: protein phosphorylation. Gene Ontology annotation, cellular component: nucleus; EKC/KEOPS complex; cytosol. NCBI's taxonomy places the organism in Eukaryota, Fungi, Ascomycota, Dothideomycetes, Pleosporales. The record is from RefSeq and is a predicted model, not a curated record. The coding region runs from base 234 to 1229 and encodes 331 amino acids. The transcript has a single exon.